Molecule: messenger RNA, 3845 nt
Organism: Amoebophrya sp. A25
Lineage: Eukaryota; Dinophyceae; Syndiniales; Amoebophryaceae
Source: the annotation of a GenBank genome assembly
GACGUAUUUUACAUAGUGCCGUGAAAAGGUCUAACUUUUGCAAGGUAUGUAAGAAGUGAUAAAAUUGAACAGUUAUUCUCAUUCGGCGCUAUUCUAGUCGAAGUCGAUGGGAAAAAUAAUGUCAGAAAGUGAUGUGCCGCCUGGAGGCACCACGUCGACGACAUUGCUGGCAGACGAAGCAGAUUAUGUAGAUCUCGGCGCAAAAAGCAAACCUACCUCCGGGUGUGACUCUGUACUUUGUAAAAUUUUGAUUUUCUACUUGAAGAAUGCACAACGAACUGGUCUACCAAAUUAUGCUCCUUUAUCCCACUAGCCCCCUGGAGAGGUUCCCCAGGGAGAGGAGUCGAAGGGAAGACGAGACACUCGCUAGAGGGUGAACGUAGAGGGCACGCAAAGAAGUGCGCUAACUUUCAAAAUACUUUCAAAAUUCAUGUCCUAACUUUCAAAAUUCAUGUCCUAACUUUCAAAAUUCAUGUCCUAACUUUCAAAAUUCAUGUCCUAACUUUCAAAAUUCAUGUCCUAACUUUCAAAAUUCAUGUCCUAACUUUCAAAAUUCAUGUCCUAACUUUCAAAAUUCAUGUCCUAACUUUCAAAAUUCAUGUCCUAACUUUCAAAAUUCAUGUCCUAACUUUCAAAAUUCAUGUCCUAACUUUCAAAAUUCAUGUCCUAACUUUCAAAAUUCAUGUCCUAACUUUCAAAAUUCAUGUCCUAACUUUCAAAAUUCAUGUCCUAACUUUCAAAAUUCAUGUCCUAACUUUCAAAAUUCAUGUCCUAACUUUCAAAAUUCAUGUCCUAACUUUCAAAAUUCAUGUCCUAACUUUCAAAAUUCAUGUCCUAACUUUCAAAAUUCAUGUCCUAACUUUCAAAAUUCAUGUCCUAACUUUCAAAAUUCAUGUCCUAACUUUCAAAAUUCAUGUCCUAACUUUCAAAAUUCAUGUCCUAACUUUCAAAAUUCAUGUCCUAACUUUCAAAAUUCAUGUCCUAACUUUCAAAAUUCAUGUCCUAACUUUCAAAAUUCAUGUCCUAACUUUCAAAAUUCAUGUCCUAACUUUCAAAAUUCAUGUCCUAACUUUCAGAAUUCUUGUCUCAACUUUCAAAAUUCAUGUCCGAACUUUCAAAAUUCAUGUCCUAACUUUCAAAAUUCAUGUCCUGACUUUCAAAAUUCAUGUCCUAACUUUCAAAAUUCAUGGCCUAACUAUCAAAAUUCAUGUCCUAACUUCGAAGGUUAGGGCCCAAAACGUAAGCGCCUAACUCAAAACGUAAAUUCAAAAUGUAAAUUCAAAAUUCAAAAUGUAAAUUCAAAAUUCAAAAUGUAAGUUCAAAAUGUAAAUUCAAAAUAUAAAAAGAAAAAUCAAAAUUCAAAAUGUAAAUUCAAAAUUCAAAAUGAGAAUUCAAAAUCAAAAAAGAAAAAUCAAAAUCAAAAAAGAGAAAUCAAAAUCAAAAAAGAGAAAUCAAAAUCAAAAAUGAGAAAUCAAAAUCAAAAAUAAGAAAAGAAAACCAAGGCAAAACUUUAUAAGUAAAUAGAUUGUUAGUGUGAUUAUUUCACCAAAACUCUGAUCUCCUUGCUGAUCACGGAGGCAGGAGACGGAGAAAAUGUUGGAUUCACGGACUUCUUGGAAAAUAUUUUUCAGGCCGACGUUCCGGAGGGAGCCUUGGAUUCAGGAGGCAAAAGCUCCAAGCAUAGCAGCUCUCCGGGUUCUGCCAGAAGUCCUCGUGCGGCCGCGAAUCAGGGGGUGGAAGAGGAUUCUGGACAAAAUGGAGAUGCUACCUUGCCUGCAGAUGAAGAUUUAAGGGUUGAAAGACUUGUCUUGCCAUUACAACUACAAUCUUCGAAACACCACUAGAAUUCCUUUUCCUGUAACCACUUUUUAAUGUACAGCAAGGGUUGUCUCGUCGAGGUCUUUGGAGUGCUGUAUGCCUUUUUCGAGGAGAUUAAUCAUUGUUAGUUCGGUUUCUAAAGCAUGACGACGAAACAAAUGAAGACGAUGAGCAAGACGCGCCCACUAUUGGCAUGUCCAAUCUCAUGUUUGAUGAGGAAGAGCGAAAGCAGCAAUAUGGCUUUGACGUGUUAUCUUCUACAUCUUUAUUUGAAAUGAGAGGACCAUCUACAACUUGGACAGAUGAACUCUAGCUUUUUCACACGUUGAAAAAGAUCAUGGAUGGCGAGAUGAUGCUUUUUCCGGUAGAGAACUAAAGAAAAAACACGUCCUUUUUCAUAAGGAGGACUACUUUCGUCGCUGGGAGUCUGGGAAGCCGCACCCUUAUUGGACGGACACUGUGCAGUACCUCAACCUCGUCUUGUGAUUUUUGAGAUAAUUACAAGCUUUGAAUAGGAAGCUGGUAACUAGGGAGAAAGAACUAUGAUCCACUUUCUUUGGGUGAUUCGGUAAAUGUUGCUUGCGAUUUUCUUCACGACAGGUUUGUAAUUCCGCUUUCAGAGGACGGGAGCUGGGCAUGGAGUUUUUCAAUACCUGGUCUGAAUGGCUACGUGAUGAAUUUUCUUUACUCCUGUGCGGUGCUUUUCUACAUGUAUUAUACCUUAAGGCCACUGCUGGAGAUUCUGGUGAAGAGGGUGCAAGAACCACACGACGUAGAUGUCAUAAUGAAGAUCGCCAGGAACGCCUUACCUCAUGCGUAGAAAAGGCGCGUAAGUUGUAACUUUUGGGCACACGUCACGACCAUUGCUGAAGAUGUAGAGUAGUAAUGAUUGAGUGAGUGGUGGAGUUGCAAGUAGUUCAUCGUUCUGUUCGUUGUUCUUGUUGUGGGCUGUUAUUCAUGUUUCCGACGUCUCAAGCUAAGCCUCAUCAUUCUCUAACUGUGGACGACAUGUUUUACGGAACUAUGGCGAUGCUGGCGAGCCUGUCGAUCUUUCCUCACCUCGAGCCCGAACCCAGUGACGCUGAGAGAAAGAAGGCGUGGGAUGCUUUUUAUAAAGAGGAAGCAUUUCGGAAAGCGGAGGAGGAAGCUGAACAACGUUAUCAAGCUGCGAACGCAGCAGAGGCCGAGGCUUCUGCUUCACCAGUUAUGUUCUUCGGGUGCGGGUUGCUUUUGUUGAUUUGAUAAUGUCUAUUGACUAUCAUUUCUUUUACCGGGCUUGCUGUAGGAUGCGUGCUGAUAAAUAUUACUUUGAUGAUGUUGAUGUUCUUGUUUUCUUCCUUACUUGUUACGACCACUAAUUUUUACUCCGGCGUGGCCAAAUUUCCCGCCGAAGCACCGAAAGAAGAUGGUGGCUCUGCACGCAACCGAGCCAAGCCAAUCGGAGUCGAACCGGCUGACCUCGACUGAAGAACCUCCCUAUCUAUGCAUACAUGUGGAUGCUGUGAGUGUCCAUUUGCUGCAUUUGUAGCCUAAUUGGAGCGCGAUGUCUUUUUCCUCCACAGCGUGUGCCUGAUGCGCUAGUUUUGCAUUUUCGCUGAAUCAAUUGGCCUUUGCAGUGGUGUAUGUAAGUGGUGCCUAGUGAGCCUAGGUUUAUCCCAACACACAAUAUAUAAGUGGUACCACUUCAUCGGUUAUUAGCCUUAUUAAUGCUCUAAGUAACUAAAAAACUUCGCCGGAAAAAAAUCCCUCCUCCAAUCAACUUCCACUCGCCUCCAAUCAAAAACUUAGUGCAGCUGUUAGUUUACCUAACUACCUACAAUCUAGACCCUCUAUCGAUAUAAGUGGUGCCUAGAGAUCAAAUUAGUCGGAAGGGAAAGUGUGAACAAGCGAUGCUUUUUAGUAAAAAGUCCAGUGAUGAUGAUGAUGAUGAUGAUGAUGCAGUUCUUUUCUUACAUAAUGGGUUAAAAUGUUUGUGCAGCCUGCAUAUGCUUACUCGCUUGAAAAAAUUGUGCUCCGAAGAAGGAUAU